AAAAACCAAAAAACCAACACCCAACCCCCCCCUCAAAAACAAAAAACAAAAUGGCGGCCCACGUGCUCGCCUCCCGCCGUCUCCUCCUCUCCGCCAUCUUGCUUUUCCUCUCGACUCUCUUUUCUCAUGCCGCCGAGGCCGACAAGGAUGACUUAAGGCUCAAGGUCAUCCAGGACCGCCUCCUCGACCUCGUCUCGGCUCCCCCUCAGAGCUCGUCCUCCAACGGCUCGUCCUCGAGCUCGUCCUCCAACGCCCCCCCGCCGCUGCAAGUCCUUGAGGGCCUCCUCUCCGGCGGGCGGGGGAAGGAGGCCGGGCUGCUGGCCCUCGAGGCGCUCGUCCUCGGCGCCCGAAGGCCCGACGCGGCCGCCAUCUUGAGUCGCUUCCUGGGCGAGCUCCGCCUCAGGGUCUCCCCGGCGCUCCUCGAGGCGCUGGGGCGGCUUAAAGAGCAGGUCCUCGAGGCCGACUCGCUGGACCACGCCCUCCGAGCGCUCGACCUCGACGCCGAGGCGCUGGGCCACCUCCAGCAGCGGCUUCUCGAGGGGGACGCGCUGGGCCUCGAUCUCGAGCUCAUCCUCAAGACGGGCCAGGAGGCCUUAGCGGGCUGGGACUUGACGUCGGUGCUCGAGGCUCUGCUUCGGUAUGCUUCUCCAUCUUCUUCUUCUUCUUCUUCUUCUUCUUCUUCUUCUUCUUCUUCUUCUUCUUCUUCUUCUUCUUCUUCUUCUUCUUCUUCUUCUUCUUCUUCUCCUUCUCCUUCUCCUCCUUCUUCUAAACCUCCUCCUCCUCGAAAGCAGGACAAGACGCCCCGCCUCCUCCGACCUCUCCUGACCUCGCUCUUGAAGCAGUACGAGGUCGACCUCGACCCCGACGCCGUCCUGGAGGUCGUCGCUCCCUUCGCCAAGGCCGAGGUGCUGACUCAACUCCUCCCCUUGGUUGCCAUGGCGACGCGGGGCCGGGCAGGUCAGGGGGCGGAGCCUAGGCGAGGAAAGGCAGGUCAGGGGGCGGGGCCUAGGCGAGGAAAGGCAGGUCAGGGGGCGGGACUUGGGGUCUUAGGGAACGUGUUGGGGGCGUGGCUUUCAGGCCAGGAGGAGGAGAAAGGGGCGGAGCUUGGGGUCUUGGGGAACGUGUUGGGGGCGUGGCUUUCAGGCCAGGAAGAGGAGAAAGGGGCGGAGCUUGGGGGCGUUUUAGGGGGUGUCGGCGCACUCUUAGGGGGGGGAGGGGGGCUGGACAUGAAGACGAUGAUGCAAUUUGCUUCCUUAUUCGGAGGAGGAGGAGGAGGAGGAGGAGGGAAAAGGAGGAAGGAGAAGAGAGGGAGAGAAGAAGAAGAGGAGGUGAUGAUGAUGAAGAUGAAGAGAGGAAGAGAAGAGGAGGAGAAGAUAAUAACGAUGAAGAAGAGGGGAAGAGAAGAGGAGAUGAAGAAGAACAAGAGAAGGAAAGAAGAAGAAGAGAUGGAGAAGAAAAGGAGAAAAGAAGAAGAGAUGGAGAAGAAAAGGAGAAAAGAAGAAGAGGAGGUAAAGAAGAACAAGAGAGAGAGAAGAGAGGAGGAGGAAAUAAAGAAGAAGAGGAAGAGAGAGAGAAGAGAGGAGGACGGACUGACGAGCCUCCUCUCCGUCGCGAACAAAAUGGCGGAACAAAACGGCCUCGAUUUUGAAACAAUUUUGGAAUUUUCGUCGAAGUUCCUCGGAGAUGGGAGGAAGGAAGAAGGAGGAAGAGGAAGAAGGAAGGAAGAAGGAGGAAGAGGAAGAAGGAAGGAAGAAGGAAAGAGGAAGGAGGAUUUAGGAAGAAAGGAAGGAGGAGGAAAGAACGAGGAAUUAGCAGUAGGAAAGGAGGAGGGAGGAAGAAGGGAGGAAGAGAAGAGAGUGGAGGAAGAGAAGAAGAAACAGGAAGGAGCGAGAAACGAGAAAGAGGAAGGAAAGCGAAACGAGAAGCAGGGAGGCGAGCGAGACGAUGGCGGGCGUGCGGGCGGCCCGUCGCUGGCGCGCCUGCUGCAGCGCCUCCUGGCGGCGCAGAUGCGCGAGCGCGGCUGCGGGCGGCGCCUCCUGGCCGCGGCGGCCGCGGGGCGGGCGUUCGCUGCGCAGCGGCUGGAGGGCGUGGGCGGCCUGGAGGGCGUGCUGGCGUGGCUGGAGGGUGUGGGCGCUGCGGGCGUGCCCCUCGAGGGCGUGGACCUCGCGGGCGUCGCCUCGACCCUGCGCGGGCUCGCCCGCCAGGCGCAGGACCUCGACGGGUCGCUGCUCGAGGACGUCCUCGACAGCCUGGAGGAGAACCCCGCGCUAGCGGACGCCCUGGCCGCCGCCGCCGCGCCGCCUGCGGCCUCGCUGGCCCUGCUGCUGGCCGCGCCCCCCGCGCAGGAGGCCCUGCGGCAGGCCGCGGCCCCGAGGCUGCAGGCCGCCUUCGCCUCUUUCGGCCUCGGCGACGUCACGCUCGACGACUUCCCCGAGCGGCUGGCGCCCCUGGCGGGGCUCCUCGGCCGCGCCUGGGGCCUGGGCCUCGACCCGGCGGCGGCGCUGCUGCGGCCGCUGCGGGAGCUGCUGCGGGCGGCGCGGGCGGAGGCGGCGGCGGCGCUGGAGGGAGCGCGGGCGAUGGACCAGGCGGAGCUUCGCCGCGCCGUCUACCGAGCUCUCCGCGAUGACGUCAUCGGCACGACCCUUGACGUCAGAAAAGGAAUGACGUCACGCAAGUGUUUCUCCCAGAGGCUUUGUGACGUCAUUCGGGGUCGCCGCGUGACGUCACUGGGCAGGGCCGUCGCCAGCGUGGCUGGCGUUACCAUGGCAACGGGCGUCGAUGGCGUCACGGAAAAAGAAAUUUGCAAUUUUUUGAACGACGUUUUGCUAUCCCUCGAAGGAAACUGUAAGGAUUCGGGUGGCUGUGAGGAGGAAGACGAAGCCAGUGCCGGACGGAUGGACCUCAAAUACGAACACAACGAACUGUGAAAAUAACCGUAUAUUAAAAUUGUUAUUAUUAUUAUUAUUAUUAUUAUUAUUAUUAUUAUUUGAUUGAUUUAUUUAUUUUAUGUAUAUGAUCAAGUUUCUAAAAGUGUUUAUUUUUUCCUUGAUAUAGAUUUUUUUUCCUUCACA
This is a messenger RNA of Penaeus indicus, 3071 nucleotides long. RefSeq lists its product as uncharacterized. The record is from RefSeq and is a predicted model, not a curated record. Lineage: Eukaryota; Metazoa; Arthropoda; Malacostraca; Decapoda; Penaeidae. The coding region runs from base 51 to 2927 and encodes 958 amino acids. The transcript has 4 exons.